Miscanthus lutarioriparius is the source of this 990-nucleotide messenger RNA. The record is from the annotation of a GenBank genome assembly. Lineage: Eukaryota; Viridiplantae; Streptophyta; Magnoliopsida; Poales; Poaceae.
AUGGCGACGAUCCAGCACCAGGCGGCCGCGGCGGCAGCGGCAGCGGCACCGAGCACGACGACGGGCGGCGGGCAGCGCGCGAUGGACCUGUACGAGAAGCUGGAGAAGGUCGGGGAGGGGACGUACGGGAAGGUGUACAGGGCGCGGGAGAAGGCGACGGGCCGGAUCGUGGCGCUGAAGAAGACGCGGCUCCCCGAGGACGACGAGGGCGUGCCCCCGACCGCGAUGCGGGAGGUCUCCCUGCUGCGGAUGCUGUCGCAGGACCCGCACGUGGUGCGCCUGCUGGACCUCAAGCAGGGCGUCAACAAGGAGGGGCAGACCAUCCUCUACCUCGUCUUCGAGUACAUGGACACCGACCUGAAGAAGUUCAUCCGCGGACACCGCAGCAACCGCGAGAAGAUCCCCGCGGCCACCGUGAAGAUCCUCAUGUACCAAUUGUGCAAGGGCGUGGCCUUCGUCCACGGCCGUGGAGUGCUGCACCGGGACCUCAAGCCGCACAACCUGCUCAUGGACCGCAAGACCAUGGCGCUUAAGAUCGCCGACCUCGGCCUCAGCCGCGCCAUCACCGUCCCUGUCAAGAAGUACACCCACGAGAUCCUUACUCUCUGGUACAGGGCUCCCGAGAUUCUCCUAGGCGCCACGCACUACUCCACUCCUGUUGACAUAUGGUCUGUUGGCUGCAUAUUCGCUGAGUUGGUCACUAACCAGCCACUUUUCCCUGGUGACUCCGAGUUGCAGCAGCUGCUCCACAUCUUCAAGUUGCUGGGCACCCCGAAUGAGGAGGUGUGGCCAGGCGUUGGCAAGCUGCCCAAUUGGCACGAGUACCCCCAGUGGAAGCCGACGAAGCUGUCCACUCUUGUGCCCGGUCUCGACGCUCAUGGCUACGAUCUUCUUGAGAAAAUGCUGGAGUACGAACCGGCGAAACGAAUCCCGGCGAAGAAGGCCCUGGAGCACCCCUACUUCAACGACUUGAGGAAGGAGAUGCACUGA